This is a messenger RNA of Drechmeria coniospora, 930 nucleotides long. RefSeq lists its product as uncharacterized. Gene Ontology annotation, molecular function: cardiolipin synthase activity. Gene Ontology annotation, biological process: cardiolipin biosynthetic process. Gene Ontology annotation, cellular component: membrane; mitochondrion. Lineage: Eukaryota; Fungi; Ascomycota; Sordariomycetes; Hypocreales; Ophiocordycipitaceae. The transcript has 4 exons. The record is from RefSeq and is a predicted model, not a curated record. Bases 1 to 930 code for a protein of 309 amino acids.
AUGUCGAGACCAGGCGUCGACAAUACCGGCCUCAUCACCAAGUCGAUUCUCUCCCCCUUUGCUGCUGCAGUUGAGGUUGAACCAGUAAGGCUGAGCACUUAUUCCUCUCUCCCGAUGCGUCGAUGCCGUAAAGCGGGCAUGCCUCUUUGUUACGGGGCUACCGGCUGGCUCUCUCAAGUCCCUCGGAAUGCGAAUCCAACACCGCUCAAGCCUGCAGCGAAGGCAGGGGCGGCACCAGGAGCGGCAAUGGGAACGGCAGUGGGAACGGCCGGUCCAAAGCCAGAAGCCGUAUCGGGCACGCCGCGAGUUGCCAACGCUGCCGUCCUCCACGAGAAUAUUUACACCAUCCCCAACUUCCUGACGGCGACGAGGCUCGUUGCCGCGCCCAUUGUUGGCUAUCUCGUCCUGCAGGACAUGCACCUCUGGGCUGUCGGCUUGUUUGCCUAUGCCGGCGUCACCGACCUGCUCGAUGGCUGGAUCGCCCGCCGAUGGAAUAGCAAGACGGUUGUGGGCACCGUCAUCGACCCCAUGGCCGACAAGGCGCUCAUGACCAUACUGACCGUCUGUCUCGCCAUAAAGGGCGCUCUGCCACUCUGGGUGGCUACCAUCAUCCUCGGGAGAGAUGUUGGUCUCGGCAUCGCUGCCAUUUACUACCGCUGGAUCUCCCUGCCCGCCCCCAAGACCUUUGCCCGCUACUGGGACUUUUCCCUGCCGUCGGCCGAGGUGCGCCCCACGACCAUCAGCAAAUGCAACACCGUUCUUCAGCUAGCUCUCGUCGGCCUCUCCACCGCCGCGCCGGUUAUCGGGGCCGACAUGUCCUCGACCCUCACGGCAUUGCAAUAUAUCGUGGUCGCCACCACAAUAUGGAGUGGUGCCAGCUACGUCUACACCAAGGACGCCGUGAAGAUACUCAAGCAGUCGGGGCCUUGA